AUGACGACGUGCCGUCUGCUGUGCGCCCUGUUGGUGCUUGCCCUGUGCUGCUGCCCGUCCGUCUGUGCCGCGGCACCUGAAUUGCCUGAAGCUUCUUCCAAUAUAACCACGACGAAUAAAACUCAGCCUCCAAAUGAGGAUGCGGGUUUGUCAAGGCCGUUAAAUACGAUGCCUGUUGUGGAAGAGGAAGCAAUUGACGUCAAGGAACCAGUUCCGACCGGUCCGGAACAAAAAUCAGCUGAUGUGACCGUUAUCUUACAGGAAGAAGGUACGAACGAUACGACAGAGUCAAAAAGUGGCCAAAGUAUAUCCGAGGAACAAGCAGACAAGAACGCCGAAGCCCUUUCCAAGAGAACCACGACAACUACAACACGCGCACCAACGACAGCCACGACCACCACGACCGCUGCGCCAGCCACCACCACCGCCACACCGGAGGCUCCUACUACGACUACCACCCGGCCCACGCACCGUCACGUCCUCGCGAAAUCGACGGCAGCCUCAGCAGCUCUGCGUGGGUGUGUGCCCCGCUGCUGCUCGCCGUAUGCGCGCUGGCGUACGCCACUCUGGGCUGAAGAGGUGUGUGCGGGCUGUGCGUGCCAGCACUCAGCCACGGGGACAUGUGUACGUCUACUGUGGUCCGAUGUAUAA
This is a messenger RNA of Trypanosoma cruzi, 651 nucleotides long. RefSeq names its product mucin TcMUCII, putative. The transcript has a single exon. Lineage: Eukaryota; Euglenozoa; Kinetoplastea; Trypanosomatida; Trypanosomatidae. Bases 1 to 651 code for a protein of 216 amino acids. The record is from RefSeq and is a predicted model, not a curated record.